AUGGCACCAACCGAUUUUCCAACGCGGAAAAGAGGACGACCGCGAACAUAUAUAUCUGCUAAGGAAAAGCAAGCAUCGAAUGUCAUACGACGGCGGAACCACCGACAGUCCACCCGCGCUGUGCAUCGAGCCCAGCAAUUCGAUCAGCACUAUGCUCCUACAGUGCCUCUGUCUCUUGAUAUCAAUGAACCUCCAUCGACCCAUUUUCCUCCAGGAGAACUCUCGAUCGCUACUGAGGUAGAGCAACUUCUACCGCCUCUCAGCCCCAACCUUAGGUCAUGGGAACCAUCGGUGCCUCAUAUCCCACCGAUCGAUAACGUGUCGUUCGAACUCACGAGUGAUCUCGCCCACGAUGCUACUACAGCGAUAUCGCCGGACAAUCUACAAGAAGGGAGGAAUGGAGCCGGUUCUAUUCGAGCAGCGACUGAAAGCCCGGUCCAAGCGACCGAGUCGUUCGCGCUUUUAGCUCCUGAGCAAUCGGACAGCGUUACAACCAGCGCAGCAAGUGAUAUCUAUAAAUUAGCCCGGCUUCUCACGGACCAACUCCAACAACACCAUGGCUGCUGCCAACAGUGCCAUACGCAGCAGCAGAGUGAACAUCAAAUGCAGCAUACGGAGCAUCUCGGCCUCGGAGAGUACAUGCACCGGAUUCAGGCAGAUAGGGGAUACCCGGAUGUUCUCAGUACCGCGACAAUGGCUAGAUGGGAGGACAACCUCGCAGGUCAGACCAGCGCCGACCGAAAACGGGAGAUCUAUACCGGGAUCCAUUCCACCACGCCUAACGCUCGGCCAGUCCACCUCUGCCUUGCUGCUGACCAUAAGCUAGAACGCCCGACCGCGGUGACUUUUGAUAUCGAUAGUGUUGUGGGAUUUGCGCACAGCCUCGCAGUGGCUAAACUCGGAGUGCGGUGGAACUCGACUCAGAUGCCUGUCUCAGGUCUUCGUUCGGGCCUGCACCUUGAUCCUCUUCCUGUACACUAUAUUGGAAGCAAUGGUCGCGCUCAUCACGUCCAUCGGCCGGUACAUAAGAUUCCACAUUAUACGUUCGGGCGCUUGGUCGGAUUUGAGGACAUAUCUCUUUGCUUCCUAUUCCCACGGCUAUAUCGAGGAGAGCAGCAAUGUAGCCGCCUCCGUGAUGAUGAUUUUCGGGUCUGGAUGGACCAGAUCCUCCUCCCUGCAAUCUACCGCCAUCACGACGGUUCGCUUGUCCAGCAUUAUCCUUCUAGCUUUGACCACAGCCGGCUGAAUGCUACAGCCCGGGGUGUUGAGAUGCGCUCGCAGCGAGUGGAUCCCGUCGCUCGGGAGCAGCUUCUCUUCUAUUUCCUCCCACCAGAUACACUCUCGCUUGUGUGGGCGAGUAUUCUCGAGACUAUCGAGAGCGCUGGACCCCAGCAAUUCUCGGACGUGACCAUCCUAGUCCAAGGCAAAAACCUGAAGACAUUGACCAAAGCGAAUACGUGGGACAGUAUGAUGCAGGAGUUUGCCCAGCAUUGGGGUAACACGAUCGACGAGUCUCAUCUCUCCAAUCAGUUCUAUAUCGAUCUUGGGAAAGAGACCUGCCCUGCUGGGCGCUCACAGGUUGGCGGUGGGAGACUCGACGCAUCAAGGCACCGUUCGGACGGAGAGCCCCGUGCAAACCAACUGGUGCCACAGACCAUCCUCUGGCGGCGAUGCUGCUUAGAGUCAUAUGCUGAGUGGAUUGGGCAGCAGCAUCCUCCGGAGAUCCCACGUCCAAAGCAACAGUUUUAUCCGAUCAGCCUGCUCCACGAUACUGGCAGCCUCACAUUAGAAACUCGUCGAUCCUCCCCGCAGCGGCAGGCAGGUCUUCUCUAUACGCAGCUUUAUUCGAGCGUAAAGGAGGUUUUUGCGGCAGGGGAUGUAUACCCAUUUUCGAACCCGGCCCUAGAAACAUUGGCACUAGAUCCUCAGCUACGCAAGACCUGGCAGCAAGUCGGGGGCGGUCUCAGUCACGACCCCGUCGCGUUAAUGCGGGCUUAUCUGAACAUGAAGCAGCGGUGCCAUGCUGCCCUGCAAGGAUCACAUCUCAAGGUCUUCGGGCUUCGCGAGGAACACCGCGUUUCACUACGCCUGUUCUAUAUGAUCGACCAGGAGCUUCGCGAGCGAAAUUCACAUAACACGCGACUUCCGGGAGUUCCAUCUCCGGUGGCCUUCUACAGCGUGUAUCUGGAUGCUGGCGGGACGUCUGGUUCCAGCCAGAUAUUCGACAGGCGGACGGCCUUCGCCGGUGUGAAGGUCUGGGGUUCCAGAGGACUAUGUCCGAGUACGGAUAUGCCUGGUUCCUGGAUAAGCUCAACUGGGAUACGAUGA
Messenger RNA from Penicillium canescens, 2328 nucleotides. RefSeq lists its product as uncharacterized. The coding region runs from base 1 to 2328 and encodes 775 amino acids. The transcript is spliced from 2 exons. The record is from RefSeq and is a predicted model, not a curated record. NCBI's taxonomy places the organism in Eukaryota, Fungi, Ascomycota, Eurotiomycetes, Eurotiales, Aspergillaceae.